AAUGAUAUCCGCCAGAAAUGUCACAGCUAUUUGCUGUCGAAGGAUAUUAUCAACUUCAUCUUAUACAGUCAGAACACAUAUAUGUGAUGAGCUUAGUACUUCGAAUAAAAAUGAAAAAGUGAGUGUAAUGGGAUGGCUAUCCCACAAACGUAUGGAUCGAUUUUUCGUUUUACGCGAUGCUUAUGGUUCGGUUCAAGCGAAAAUAUCAGCAUCUUCGAAGCUGCAGAGCCUUUUAAAGGAUAUUCCCUAUGAAUCAGUUGUUCGAGUUGAUGGAAUUGUUGUUGAUCGUGGAGAUAAUCGUAACAGUAAAAUGAAAACCGGAGACAUUGAAAUCGAUGUUGAAGAACUGACAGUACUCAAUAAAGCUACUUCAAAUAUUCCUAUGCUACCGGAUGCCAAUGCAAAUGAAAGAACUCGGUUAAAAUAUAGAUACAUUGAUUUGAGAUCUGAUAAAUUACAAAAGAGUUUACGACUUCGUUCAGAAUUUGUGCACAAUGUUCGGAGGUUUCUCGUUGAAAAAAGUGGAUUUGUAGAUGUUGAAACACCAACUCUAUUUCGUCGUACUCCAGGUGGAGCUGCAGAAUUUGUUGUUCCAGCACCUUCUCCAAACCAGGGACUUGCCUAUUCAUUGCCUCAAAGUCCACAACAAUUUAAACAGCUUUUGAUGGUUGGAGCUAUCGAUAGAUAUUUUCAGAUUGCCCGAUGUUAUCGUGAUGAAGGAUCAAAAGGUGAUAGGCAGCCUGAAUUUACACAAGUUGAUGUGGAAAUGUCAUUUACAACACAAAAUGGAGUUAUGCAACUUAUUGAAGAUAUGAUUAUAUCUGCAUGGCCGGAGAGUUUGAACCAUAUUAAACCUAAAUCCCCGUUUCCAAGAAUACCGUAUUCUGAUGCAAUGAGACUCUAUGGAAUUGAUAAACCAGAUAUGCGAAUUCCGUGGCAAAUUGAUGACGUUGAUAACGAUAUAUUUGAAUUUUUGCAAAAAGAUAUUGAUGAUGAUACUUGGCGGUCAAGAAUUUUAGUUUGUCGAGGAGCUGGUAAAACAACGAUUUCGAAUUCAAUGAAAAAUGAAUGGAAACGAUUGAUUCAGAUGAAUGAGAAUGGAAAGAAUUUUGCAAUUUGUCAUCCGUCACAGAAAAGAUGGUUCAAACCGUUUGACAAUCAGAAAUUGAUCGAUCAAUUUGGAUUAAUUGAUGAAGAUGUUCUCAUUGUUUGCUGGGGAAAUUCAGAAGGGGUUUACUGGACUUUAGAAGUUUGCGGUCUUCGUUCAAAAAGCAAUGUAACUGCUCACUGGAUUGUGGAUUUUCCAUUGUUCUCAUUUGAAGAAGGACAACUUGUAUCAACACAUCAUCCAUUUACGGCUCCACUUGAAAAAGAUAUUGAUAUUCUUUAUUCCAAUGAUAUUGAUAAACUCUUACAAAUCACUGGACAACACUACGAUCUUGUUAUAAACGGAGUUGAAAUGGGUGGUGGAUCGAUUAGAAUUGAGAAUUCAGAAAUCCAGCGACACGUUCUGAAAGUUCUUGGAGAACCAACUGAUGAAAUGGAACAUCUUUUAAAUGCAUUAUCUCAUGGUGCACCACCACAUGGAGGAUUUGCUUUAGGACUUGAUAGAUUCGUUGCAAUGCUUACUUCCGAUGGGAAUCCUCUCACACCAGUUCGAGAUGUUAUUGCUUUUCCAAAAACAAAAAAUGGAAAAGAUUUGAUGAGUGAUGCGCCUGCAACAUUAUCCCAGAAACAGCUAGAAAGAUAUGGAAUCUCCUUGUUACCCAACGCUGUGGAAUGAUGUGGAUUGACAAAUUUCGUAUUAUAGUGAUACUAUAGUGAUAAAAUUAGUUUUUUUUAAUGUAUUGUUGUUGUUGUUUUUAUUUUUAAAUAAUGAAUACGUUUAGCUUU
This is a messenger RNA of Caenorhabditis elegans, 1893 nucleotides long. It is a transcript of the gene dars-2, whose product is annotated as Aminoacyl-transfer RNA synthetases class-II family profile domain-containing protein. Bases 2 to 1783 code for a protein of 593 amino acids. Gene Ontology annotation, molecular function: ATP binding; nucleotide binding; nucleic acid binding. NCBI's taxonomy places the organism in Eukaryota, Metazoa, Nematoda, Chromadorea, Rhabditida, Rhabditidae. The transcript has 7 exons. The record is from RefSeq and is marked reviewed. Gene Ontology annotation, biological process: tRNA aminoacylation for protein translation. Gene Ontology annotation, cellular component: cytoplasm.